UUUGUGUGAUGGUUACUUCACUGCAGCGGUGUGUUACUGCUCAGAUAACAAGACACAUGCUUACAGCACUGAGAGCAGAGGCGAGCAGACCCGAAGCGGAAGAGCUGUCAUGGAGCUGAGUUUACUCCUCAAGUCAUCUGAAUGAGACAGCAUGAGUGAAAGUGUGUUUGUGUGUUUGUCACACAUUAGAUCGGAUUUACAGGAAUCAGCUGAUCCGAGUGUAAUGAGGGGAUUGUAGUCAGUCUGAAAAUGGCUGAUCUGUCGGUUAAAAGCCCCAUCUUCAUCAGCAGAGAUGGAUCUGACCCCCCCUCCGUCCCACCCAGCAUGUCAAUUGACCAACUCCUUCCAGCCCUGCUUGAGUGUUUUGGGAUCAUUCUCUGUGGAUACGUCGCAGGUCGUACAAACAUCAUCCCGGCUACACAAGCUAAAGGACUGGGCAGCUUUGUGUCCAAGUUUGCGCUUCCAGCCCUGCUUUUCAAAAACAUGGUGCUGCUGGAUUUCGGGGAUGUAAUCUGGCCUUUUUUCUUCAGCAUUUUGGUGGCUAAAGUGACUGUGUUCUUCUCUGUGUGUGUACUCACACUUUUGGUGGCAAACAGAGCGAGCCGUUUCUCCAAAGCUGGCUUGUUCUCCAUAUUUGCCACACAGAGUAAUGACUUUGCACUGGGAUUUCCCAUAGUUGAAGCUCUGUACCGCAACACUCAUCCGGAGUAUCUUCAGUACAUAUACCUGGUUGCUCCUGUCUCCCUCAUGGUCCUAAACCCGAUAGGCUUUGUGUUUUGUGAAGUGCAGAGGUGGAGGAAUGGUGAACCUCACCAGAAGAGUAAGCUGCAGGUGGUGGGUUUAGUGCUCCUUCAGGUGGUCAAGAACCCUAUUGUCUUUAUGGUGGUGAUCGGGGUCAUUUCUCACUUCCUGCUGGGCCAGAAGAUCCCACCCUUCAUGGCGGAGUUUGUAGAUGGUCUGGCAAACUCUUUUGGAGGAGCAGCGCUGUUUUAUCUGGGUCUAACCAUGGUGGGUCAGCUGAAAAAGCUUACCCGCUCUACUGUGAUCGCCCUUAUUCUCCUCAUCACGGCAAAACUGCUGGUGAUGCCGCUGAUCUGUAGAGGGAUGGUUGAGGUUUUAGACUGUGGAAACAGAAGCUCUGUGAACCACACCAGUCUGUCAAACUACGCUUUCCUGUAUGGAGUCUUUCCUACUGCACCUAGUGUGGCCAUAUAUGCAUCACACUACAACAUGGAGCUGGAAGUGGUGACCUCAGGUAUGGUGAUCAGCACGUUUCUUUCUGCUCCCAUCAUGUAUGUGUCUGCCUGGCUGUUGACCAUUCCAUGGAUGGACUCGGAUCCACUAGCAUCACCCCUGCAGCGCGUCAGCUUCAACAUAAGCAUUAUCAGCCUCUUUGCGUUGGUGUGGAGUGUUGCAGUCAUGCUACUGAGCAGGAAGUUUCACAGAAUUCCUCACAUUUUCACCAUAAACCUCUUUGUGGCGCAGUUAUUAACAUGUGUUGGGAUGAUAGCGUGGAACUUCAUGGCAGAGCAGGAUAACUUCCUCGGUCAGGUGUUGACCUUUACUCUACUGUACGGCUCUCUCUACAGCACCUAUAUUUGGCCUGGUCUGAUCGCUCUGACUCUGCUCCUCAUGAGGAAACAUGAGGAUGUGAACUUCAGGCCAGGGCUCGUUGUGAUCACUGGCUGGGGUGUCCCUGUUUUGGCUGUCAGUGUCCUCCUCCUGACAGGGAAAAGACUGCCAAACACUAUUGACUCUGCAUUCUUUUAUGGAAAGACGCAGGUGAUCUGCACGUCUGUGGUGUUAUUUGUGAGUAUCGUGCUGUGUGGCGUCUCUCUUACUCUGCUCAGCAGACAAAGUCGAGACUAUCACAGUCUUGAACAUGGGUCACUGUCUGAAAACGAGGAGGAUGUGCGCCUUCCUUAUGACACAGAGACACAGAACUCUGUGGAGCAGCCCUGUGCUAUAGGCAGCAUCAACACAGACUGUCAGUGUGCGUGUGGCCGCCUGCAGUCCGCGCCUGACAUAACAAGCACCAAAGAGGAAGCAUCCAUCCAAACAGGUCAGUGUGGCCAGCAGUGUACAUCCACAAACUGUUUGCUGGUUGAAGAGGAACAGAAAGUGGCAGACAGACAGAACACCGAUAUCCAGUCAACAAGACAUGUGCUUGUGUGUCUGUUACUGACCAUCAGUCUGCUCGCUAAUCUGUCCAGCUGUCUGUGGUGGCUUUUUAAUAAAGAUCCAGGUCGGCUGUAUCUGGAGCUGCAGUUCUUCUGUGUUGUGGUCAACUAUGGGCAGGGUCUCAUUUCAUUCGCCUUUUUUGGCCUUGACAAGCAUUUAAUUAUUUCUCCGUUCAAAAAGAGGUUAGCGAGCCUGUGGCAGGGUUGGGGUCAAGAGGUCACAGGCUCUGCACCGUCUGAGGAGAUCAGAAUGACCUGCAGUCAGUUCCUUACAUAUCAUAAGGAGCAGUGUGUCAGAGACAUCGUUCACAAGAAAAGGUGUGGAAAGAGAAGCAUCGCAGAGACGUUUCUGGGCAGCGACAUGGUGCGCUGGCUGCAGAGCGUGGGAUUGGCCAACGACCAGGGGGAGGCGCUAGUGUACGGCUCGCGUCUGCUCGAGGGCGGAGUCAUUCAGCACAUCACCCUUGAGCACGACUUCCAGGAUGAAGCGCUGCACUACCGCUUCACAUAGAGGAGUCAAAUCUAUCAAAUCCGCUUCUAAGGCUGGUAGACGCACAUUAUAGUCAAUGGCACAGCACACAUUUAAGUGAAUUAUUUAUUCUGCUGAUACUAAUAGCAAUAACCAGAUGUGAAAGUAGUUGGUUAAAAUGAGGUCUUGAAGAUUUAACCUACCUCACACAUACAGGAUGGUAAAGAGCUGACGGAAAUCCUGCUCAUCUGCUUUUUUCCUCUUAGUGUUUUUUUUUUAUUAUUAUUAUUAUUAUUUUGACAGCUUAUAUUGACCUGCCUAAUAUGUUCAUUUCACAUUUUCAUUUAUCCAGAACAGACAGAAUUUAAUUGAAUGUAAAGUCUAAGGUUUACAGCUGAUUUUGCACCACACAGGUGUUGUUGCAGGAUUUUUUUUUUCUGAACUUUUGUAAUGAGAGUAUUUUUCUUUUUUAUUAUUUUUAUAAGUAGGUAAGUUAUUUUCAUUUCAUAUUUAAGUCCAGACAACUUGUGGGUUUCACAAUAAAACAUUUCUCCAGAUGAAUCUUUCUGGAAUGAUGAACUUUACAAAGCACUUCAGUGAAAGUGUUUGUUAAUUGCAUGGGAUAUCCGUGCUUCUAUGUUUGGUAUUUUUGUAUAUAUAGUUUUAUAUAAAAAUACAGAUGUAUAAUUCAAAGCUGAAUAUUGUUUAAUACCCAGCCCAAAAAAUACAAAACAUUACAGCUCAUCGUUUAAAUGAAUGCACUAUAUUGAAUUUAAAUAAUGGUCUUGUUCUGUAUGUACAUAUUAUGUACUUAUUAAAGUACAUUAUAGUAUAAUAACUGGGAAAAUAAAGAGAUACUAACCCUGAGCUUAACCAUUGUACUUACCUUAUAUUACCCAGUACUUUAUUUGGCAAAUACACUGUAAGUGCACAUACUGUAAAAUAAAAUGCAACCCAUUUAAUUAAAAAAAAAAAAAAAAAAAAAUAAAUACAUAAAAUUAUAAUGUUUUUGUGUGUUUUUUUAUGGA
This is a messenger RNA of Labeo rohita (rohu), 3677 nucleotides long. It is a transcript of the gene gpr155a, whose product is annotated as G protein-coupled receptor 155a. Gene Ontology annotation, biological process: transmembrane transport; intracellular signal transduction. The record is from RefSeq and is a predicted model, not a curated record. Bases 250 to 2691 code for a protein of 813 amino acids. Gene Ontology annotation, cellular component: membrane. Lineage: Eukaryota; Metazoa; Chordata; Actinopteri; Cypriniformes; Cyprinidae. The transcript is spliced from 16 exons.